GGUUUGCCUAAACUUCUUCCAUCAUGUCCGACGCACCGGCUUCCACAGCACCAGAGGCAGUGCCCGAGACAGUAGAUGAAGGAGCAGUGCCUCCAGCAGAGCCCGAGCCUCAACCGCCAUUGAAGCCUGAGCCUGAAGCAACUGAAGAUCCUCCCCCAGCCCAAGACCCUGGACUAGCUUCUACACCUGCCGAACUUGAGCCUUUACAGGAGGUCCCACCCGAGCCAGCAGUCGAGCCGGAACCUGAGCCGACACAAGUAGCACCCCCCGGGCCAGCUGCCGAGCCGGCUGUCGGACCAACUCCCGGACCGGAACCUGUACCGGAGCAGCCUGUUGUGCCAAUUGUACCAGAUGUACCAUUUGUACCAUUUGUGCUAGUUCAGCCUGUAGCUGAGCCUGAAGCGGCACCCGAACCCGCACCUGCACCCGAACCCGAACCCGAACCUGCACCCGUACCCGAGCCUGCACCCGCACUCGAACCUACACCAGACGCAGCCUCCGAAGCAGAGCCCGAGAAACCCAAACUGGAGCCUAUUGCCGAGGAGCCUGUUGUGCCAGUCCAGCCUCCAGCUGAGCUUGUUGAACCAGGUCCUGAGAAGCCAGGGCCUACACCCUCUGUAAUCACCAAAGCAACCACAGCAAGUCGUCUACAAGCCAAGAAGAACAGCUUCAAAGACGCUGUACUUGCGAGGUUCGCGUGUCCGAAGGAAGUGGUGCCCCUGGUUGCGCACCUUGCUCGUCAGAAGAAGAAGGGCACUGAUAUCAAGCCGUUGGUGGACGCUGCCUUGUUGGAUCUUGGGGUGUAG
This is a messenger RNA of Dothidotthia symphoricarpi CBS 119687, 806 nucleotides long. RefSeq lists its product as uncharacterized. The transcript is spliced from 2 exons. Bases 24 to 806 code for a protein of 260 amino acids. NCBI's taxonomy places the organism in Eukaryota, Fungi, Ascomycota, Dothideomycetes, Pleosporales, Dothidotthiaceae. The record is from RefSeq and is a predicted model, not a curated record.